Messenger RNA from Bradysia coprophila, 1084 nucleotides. It is a transcript of the gene FoxL1, whose product is annotated as Forkhead box L1. Gene Ontology annotation, biological process: cell differentiation; regulation of transcription by RNA polymerase II; anatomical structure morphogenesis. Gene Ontology annotation, molecular function: RNA polymerase II cis-regulatory region sequence-specific DNA binding; DNA-binding transcription factor activity, RNA polymerase II-specific. Lineage: Eukaryota; Metazoa; Arthropoda; Insecta; Diptera; Sciaridae. The record is from RefSeq and is a predicted model, not a curated record.
AGAAUCAGUUUUUGGUAGACUGUUGUGCGGGUUAGUUGUCGGACUAAAUACAUCAGACAAAAUAAUAAUACUCUAAUAGUGUUGAUGAAACGAUCUUCUUGUUCAUACGAUUGUAAUUUAUUACGUGCUACAACAUUGUUCAUUAAGGACUAUGCUUCCAUCACUACCGUCACAUUUUUCCUCAUACGCUUCAACAUUAGAGCAAUUCGCUGGAUUAACACAAACUGAAUUUUUAAAUGGACGUUACUUUCAUACCGCGAAUCCAUACGUUGGACUCGGUGGAUCAUUUUGGUCGUUGCCAUUUUCAUUAGUUAAUACUACACAUCGUCCGGAAAAACCACCAUUUUCAUAUAUUGCAUUGAUUGCAAUGGCUAUCAGCAAUUCGCCCAACCAACGACUGACACUCAGUGGAAUAUACAAAUUUAUUAUGGAAAAGUUUCCGUACUACCGCGACAAUAAACAAGGCUGGCAGAAUUCUAUCCGACACAAUUUAUCGCUAAACGAUUGCUUCUUCAAAGUACCUCGAGACAAAUCGAAUUCAUCGGAUGAAACGGACAGUAUUGGUAAAGGCAGUUAUUGGAUGUUGGAUGCGUCGGCAUGUGAUAUGUUCGAACAAGGAAAUUAUCGGAGACGGCGAACAAGAAGACAAAGACAUACCAAGCUUCUUCUAUCGGGGCCAAUACAAUCACCCUUUCCUUACCACGAUAUUCUACCCACGACGAAUGACCAACCAAAUCAAUCCGAAUUAAAUACACCAAUACGGAAAGAUGAGGAUCAAGACGAUUCGACCGACGAAAUACUGCCCGGUGUCGAACAUCUUCGACAGAAUUAUUUCGCCAGAUUGGACGCUUCCUUGGAUCUGUUGGUGCGGAAUACAAUAUGUUCCAGUUUGGUGAAUGCAAGAGCUGCAAACGAAGUGGUCCAGAAAAACAUCCAAGAAUUGAAGAAGUGUUCCAGGAAGGAGAUGGAGAAGAGUAGCACCAGUAAGUCGUCUCUAUUUACAAUAGAAAAUCUGAUCAAAAAAGAGUAAUUUUUAUCGAUUUUGUGUAUUGAUACGAGUUUGGUUAUAAGUGGAAUAAAAAGC